Messenger RNA from Vigna umbellata (rice bean), 867 nucleotides. Lineage: Eukaryota; Viridiplantae; Streptophyta; Magnoliopsida; Fabales; Fabaceae. The record is from RefSeq and is a predicted model, not a curated record.
CGUGUGAAAGAGGGGGAGGAAGUAAACUGUGCAUUUUAAUCUGCAGAGUGCAUUAGCAUUGGAUCUGAAAGCGAGCUGAAGAAGAAGAGAAAGAAAAGGAGAAUGGCUCGCGCGGGAGGGAUAACAAAUGCAGUAAACGUUGGAAUCGCAGUGCAAGCCGAUUGGGAGAACCGCGAAUUCAUCUCUCAUAUAUCUCUCAACGUUCGUCGCCUCUUCGACUUCCUUGUUCAAUUUGAGGCUACGACGAAGAGCAAGUUGGCGUCUCUGAAUGAGAAGCUGGAUGUGUUGGAGCGCAGGUUGGAACUGCUCGAAGUUCAAGUGGGCAAUGCCUCGGCCAACCCUUCUCUUUUUGCCACAUGAUUUUGUGUUGUAAUACGGCUUUCCAAUUAGGGGAGAAAUGAAAGAAAGCUUGCCUAAUCCCAUAAUUCUGAGAACUUGUCUCUUGUGAAAGAUUUUGAAGCCAUUUUGCACAAGUACUGAAUUGGUUGGAGGAUUAGAAGAACAAAUAUCCUUGAGAAAUAGGGGUUUGACUUCAAGCCUGGAAACUGCAGGAGGUAGUAGAUAGGAAAGAGAUGGAAGACGAGUAAGGAGAUUGAAUUAGUAUAAAUCCAUUGUUAAAUAUUUCUUUUAUAGUUUUAUAUGUUAUUGAUGUUAAACAUUAUUUUUCAUGGAGUGGUGGUGGUGGUUGCUUGAUUAUGUGUAUUUAAUAUUGAUAUGGUUUAAAAUAAUUGGACAGACCACUCCUUCGUCUUCUUCUGCCUUCCUUCUUCUCAUUUGAAACCAUGGAUGUUACAUGAUCAAAAUAAGAGUGGUAUCUUGGAACAAAUUUGAACUUUUCUGGAAUACAUACGUAGCAAUUGUUAGUGA